AGAAUGGCAGAAAUGAAGGAGUCUUGGACAUCUCUGGCCUCCCUUCUGGGCAUCCUGGCCUUCUGCCAGAGCCUCAUCCAGGUGGUGAUCCCGCGGGAGCUCCAGCUCGCCUCCCUCAAGUUCCUACUCCGGGCCCUCGGCUGCUUCUCCUCCUACUGCUACUUCGACAUCACCGAGAUGGACGGCGUCAACACCAACGGGCUCUACAACGACGUCCAGCUCUACCUCUGCUCCUUCGUCUGCAGCUCCGCCAGCCGCCUCUCCCUCAGUCGCGCCCUCAACUCCAGCGCCACCAUUUUCGGCCUCUCCAACAACGACGUUUUUGACGGCGUUGCCGUCCAGUGGGAGCACGUGGUGAUGCAACGCCAGUCCCGGACCUUCUCGUGGCGUCCCCUCCCCGAUGAGAAGCGUGGCUUCACGCUCCGGAUCAGGAAGCGGGACAAGGAACUCAUCCUCGACUCCUACCUGAACGACAUCAAGGACAAGGCCAACGACAUCCGCCGCAACAACCAAGAACGCCUCAUUUAUACUAAUUCGCACAGCGGUUCCCGGGGUCACCCAUGGGUAUCGGUGCCGUUCAAGCACCCGAGCACUUUCGACACGUUGGCCAUGGACCCGGAGAGGAAGAGGGACAUCAUGGAGGACCUCUGCGACUUCGCAGCCGGGCAGGACUUCUACCGGCGGACAGGCCGGGCCUGGAAGCGGGGCUACCUGCUCUAUGGCCCACCUGGUACGGGGAAAUCGAGCAUGAUCGCCGCCAUGGCCAAUUUACUCGACUAUGACAUCUACGACCUGUUGGCCACGAAAAUGGCACGCCCAGGAUCACCGUAA
Syzygium oleosum is the source of this 831-nucleotide messenger RNA. Its product is annotated as AAA-ATPase At5g57480-like. Bases 4 to 831 code for a protein of 275 amino acids. The transcript has a single exon. The record is from RefSeq and is a predicted model, not a curated record. Gene Ontology annotation, molecular function: ATP hydrolysis activity; ATP binding. Lineage: Eukaryota; Viridiplantae; Streptophyta; Magnoliopsida; Myrtales; Myrtaceae.